CAGAUCACCGAUGGUAUGAACCAUCUCUCUUUGAACGGUGUGGUGCACCGAAAUCUGACCUGUGCCAGCAUUCUUGUCUUCAACCUGGAUAUCGUUGAAAGCAAGAAUCUACACAUCAAAAUCUGCGAGCUCGAUCAGGCUGUCUGUUCUGGCGGGAAGCUGCAUGGGAACACUGCCCCACUGAACACCAAGUUGAAAGUCCGUCCUCUGAGAUGGAUGGCACCCGAGAGUCUCCAGUAUGAACAAUUCUCCGAGAAAAGUGACGUCUGGGCGUUCGGGGUGACCAUGUGGGAGAUUCUUAGCUGGGCAAGUGCUCCAUUCAGCCACAUCGUAGACGACGCUGAGGUUGAAAGGAGAGUGCUGGCUGGCGAGCGACUGCUGAUGCCUUCGAGUUCACAUCCUGGUACCUUCGAGAUCGCGCAGGAAUGCUGGAAGGAUGCGAAAGCAGAGAGGCCCUCGUUU
This is a messenger RNA of Guillardia theta CCMP2712, 462 nucleotides long. RefSeq lists its product as hypothetical. Gene Ontology annotation, molecular function: transmembrane receptor protein tyrosine kinase activity; ATP binding. Gene Ontology annotation, cellular component: signaling receptor complex. The transcript has a single exon. The record is from RefSeq and is a predicted model, not a curated record. NCBI's taxonomy places the organism in Eukaryota, Cryptophyceae, Pyrenomonadales, Geminigeraceae. Gene Ontology annotation, biological process: protein phosphorylation; positive regulation of kinase activity; cell surface receptor protein tyrosine kinase signaling pathway. The annotation marks the transcript as partial.